Molecule: messenger RNA, 546 nt
Organism: Mesorhabditis spiculigera
Lineage: Eukaryota; Metazoa; Nematoda; Chromadorea; Rhabditida; Rhabditidae
Source: the annotation of a GenBank genome assembly
AUGAUCAGAAGCGAAGACUCUUCGAUCCUCUGGAGCAGCGGAGCCAUCAAGGAGGAAAAGGACCCCUUCGACGAGCUCUUCCAAGAAUUCAACAACAUCGACGAUCCGUUCGUCUCUUCACCGCAGACCAUGCAGAAUAACUCUCCAUUCCUUGCGUAUCCGAAUCCCAGCAGCCCCGAGCUUCAGCCGUUGGAGCCAGUGAAAAUUGGUGAUCUUCGCGGACUUCCAAGGACCGGAAUGAUGAGCAACCCAGAGCACUUCACAUGGGAUGCCCCGAUGCCAGACGCAAUGCCAGACGCCCGGCUACCGUACCUAGACAACAGAGGCCAACCAGAUAGGAGACGCUGCGACACUCUCGCACAGCAGCAGCAGCAUGAGUCGUUUGACUCGAACAACAGCGAGGACGACUUCUUCAACCAGCCCACCCACGACCGCCGCUCCGUCUCGUUCGGCGGUACCUCACAGUUUGCCCGCCGCUUCAACAAGCACAACGUGUACAACCCGAAUCUUCUCGUAGUUCGCUCCCAGUCGGGCAGGUUCGUGUUU